AUGCUGCGCUCGCUCUUGGUCCUUGUUCUCCUCGUUCCGUACGUCUCGGGCUUGCCGUCAGGCGUAUCGGCCGCUCGACGAUCAACGAGCGUGGAAUCAAGAGCAGCUCUCGAGGUUUCUGAACCCAGCCACAGUCACGGACAAAAAGGAGCUCAGUACGAAUCAUGGAGCGACGUACGCGCUUCGACUCAACCAAGAUAUUUGGAUCGAAGUGGUUCCUCAUCACCGACAAUCGCAUACGGAAAGCAACGACAACGGUUUGGAUCGCAAACCGUCGUUGGCAAGUCUCGUGUGCGAAGAGACGAUGUGUUCCCCGCUGUUGCAGCAGCCGAUUCCUCCACCACGAUCGCCCAAGAUGGCGGUCAACGUACUUUAACCAUCGUUUUUGAACACGCGAAUGGUACUGAGGCGGACAUCACCGUUGCUGCACCGCCCACAAAGCGGUGGGGUCAGACAGCGACGUACGUGCGCGGCCACAAUGUGGUUCUGGUCGUGGGCGGUCAGACGAGCAUCUCGGGCGAUAUCACAAACGACGUCUAUGCGCUCGAUGUUUCGGAUCUCUCUGCUGCCAGUAUGGUCUCCAACUCGAGCGCUCAGUCGUGGCAGAGAUUGUCGUCGAAUGGCUUGCCCGCUCAUGCGUAUGCCGCAGCUAGCGUCGUGACCGACCCUGUCGAUGGGUCUGACAAGCUCUGGAUCGUUGGCGGAGUCACCGAGAAUUGCGCGCACGACGCGCCCGCCUACGUGUGGUCGGCUCCUGCUGGCAACAUCACCGCUGGCAAAUGGGCUCCGGUCUAUGCCGACAACGGCGUUGCGCCUAGCCGCAGACGUGGUGCCAAGGCGGUCACUCUCACUUCUUCGAAUGCCACUCCUUCCGUUCUGGUCUCGGGCGGAACGUAUGAUGCAUCCACGUGCGCCUCUACCAAUGGCACCUAUGCCGGCCUAGAUGUGUGGGGUCAAUCUACGUUCUUGCACACCUCGCUCGCGUCGCACAACCUUUCCAAGUCGAUCGAGACUGCCCACGUGGGCGUCGAUGUGACCGGUACCACGUACGCCACCAUCCAAUCGCUCGCAAUCGACGCUCGAAUGCGCGAUUUCUCCUUGACAGACUACGCCACUGUGGUGCUACCGGCCAACGGCACGUGUGGCGAAAAAGUUGUCUUCCUCGGUGGCAAAGAUGGAUCCGGCAAUAUGGCACGUCUAGACAAGUUCUGGGUGCUUGACGUUGGCUCUGGAAACUGGGAGCAUUGGAACGCUACGGGUCUCAUCCCAUCGGGUCGUAUGGGCCACACUGCAGUUGUCAGUCCGGACGGUAAGAUCAUCGUUCACGGCGGGUAUCUGCAAGAUCCGUGGCAAAUCAAGACCAACAACGAUCCGAUUGACGAGGUGUUCAUCUUGGACCCUCGACAGACGCCGGCGAGGUGGGAUGCGGCUACGUGGACUUCUGAGAGCUCCAAGCCUCCCUCGGUGGCUUAUCACUCGGCGGUGAUGACGGACGAGGUGAUGGUGGUCAGCUUCGGACGGGCUAACGAUGGUCCUGCGUUUGCUAGUCAGAGCUUUUCCUCCAACGGUGUAGGUGCUGCUGAUGCGCAGCUUCACUAUAUGGAUGUGGGUACGAUGCAGACUGGUGGUGGAAUGACGUGGUCCGCUUCCCCUGCAGGUGUGGCUCAGGCUAGGCAGGCAAUUGCUUCUGCCGCCGCUGAUAUCGCUGCUCCGCCUGUUUCACCUGUCUCGGCUGCCUCGUCUGCGGCUGUGACGAGUUCUACUCCCACCACAGCUGCUGUGGCAUCGUCCUCGGUAGAGCCUAGCCAGGUCGCUGCCCCGACUUUGUCCAAGGUUUUAUCCGAGGCCAAGCCUACCUCACAGGCGCCACAAGACAACCAACCUUCCACCGGAUCGAAGCAUACGGGCGCGAUUGCGGGGUCGCUCCUUGGAGCAGCUGCGAUUGCGGCUGCCAUCGGUGGAAUCUACGCCUACCGCAAGCGAAAAGAAGCGGCGGCGUACAAUUUGGGCCGUCAAGAGGCGCGCGAAGAUUCUACUCUGGAUCGCUUCCACCGCGGAGGAGAGGACGAGGAGAAAAACACGCCUUACGUCUCGAACCUUUAUCUCGGUGAGAUGCGCGACGUUGCAGCUGGAGCUGGAGUUGGAGCUGCGGCUGCGGCUGCAGGCGGCUGGGGUGGAAGGCUGAAACGAGCGGCGAGUCGGUUGAGCAAGACAGUGCCGGCUGAUGAUGAUGCGAGCCAAGACAGGUACACGUCGAGGGCGGGAGUGACGACGUUGCGAAACACGGCUGCUCGUGCAGCGAAGAAGCCCAAGGUUGAUGACGAGCAAGCGCUUCCGGACGAGUUUAUCACUUCGCUCGUGGCAGCCGAUGAGGAAAUUGAAUUUGACGCUUCGUUCAGUCGUUCGGCUAUGGACCUGUCUACGGGUGAACAAGGGAAAGACAUGAUGCUGCACUCGAACGUGUCGCGUGCUUCGGUCAACUCCUUCGGAGCCAGCAGCGCUGCUGGUGCUUCACACCUCUCGUACCCCUAUCUCGCCGGUAUGCACCGAGGUGCGUCACCAAAAUCGUUGCCUUCUCCUAUCGACAAUGCAUCACACCGAGUCAGAGUGAUCCUUGGUACUCCACGGAGCAUUUCGCACAUUCACCUCUCGCCCGGAGACACAGUAUCCCCUUACCACCUCCCUCAAAACCCGCACACAACCCCCGAAAGCCUCUGCCUCGACUUCGAGACUGAUAUCGCGCUCGACGGCAAUUCUACCUUUAUUCCCGCCUCCCCUCUUUCCCCCAACGUCGCCAGAACCCCGCUGUUUCCCUGGUCAACCCCCACAAUCAGCUCUCCUGCUCCCGUCAAACUCAACCCGACCAACCUCUCCUUGCUCCGUUCCAAACCCACCGCCUUGCACGUCACUAAUGACUACUAA
Molecule: messenger RNA, 2922 nt
Organism: Mycosarcoma maydis (corn smut)
Lineage: Eukaryota; Fungi; Basidiomycota; Ustilaginomycetes; Ustilaginales
Exons: 1
Coding region: 1-2922 (973 amino acids)
Molecular function (GO): protein binding
Source: RefSeq, a predicted model, not a curated record